UUUUUUUAUUUUUCAAUCCAGGAAAUGAUGAGACGCACUUUACGGGAAGAGGGAUCCUUACCAACAUCGCCAACUAACAGCAGCUCUGAUGGAACCUCUUCAACUCAUACUAGCAUAGAUCCCUUUUUGGGUGGUGAUUCUGAUUUCCAUUCUCGUCAGGAAAGUGGUGAUAGUGGUUUAGGUUUAGGUACAAAUUACAGUCUGCCAAACACCCCAGAAGAUUACUUGAUGGGAAUGGAAGAAGGAGCUGAAGAUGUAUUGUUAGACAUUGCUGAACUGAAUUUAGAGCCUAUUCCAGGAACAGCUUUGGGUAUUGUUCCUGAAAAUAUGGAUUCUGAAGAUCUAGUACCAAGUCUACAAGAAGAGUUCAAUGCUGAUAUCUUGUCUGAUGUUGAAGCUAUUUUAACUAAAGAAUCGGGUAUGAAAUGGCUGUAAAAUGCAUGGUCAUACAGAUAUUCAAGAAUCUUGUGCAUGAGCUCAAAUUAUUUUUAAAAAUCUCGGCUCACUCCUUUAGUAACAAUAAUUAAGUUUUGUGCCUUAAUCUCGUGCCUUCUCAAGUUAUAAAAGAAGAUAUCAUUUUCAAGUGUGCAUUUGUGAUUCUUUAAUUAUGGUCUGUGUCUGUGAAUAUUUUGUAAUCUAUGUUGAAUCUUUUUUUUUAUGUUUAAUGUUUUUUAUUGUGAAGGGAAAUGUUUGUGACUGUUAUGUGAAUUUUUUUCUCUGUUGUUGCUUUUAUGCAACAUUUACUCAAUGAACAAAAUGCACUGUACUAGGAAUAUUCAUCAUCUGUUAUUGUUGUAGCCAGCCAUGGAAUGGUAGCUCACAUGUGCCAUUUGAUUUUUGUCCGUGUUUUUAUAUUUUUUAGAAAAUUGUUUUUACCAUUGUUUUUUAAUUAUUAUUAUAGCCCUUUUUAGGAAAAUAUAUACAUCUUUGUUGUGUUUUUCAUCAAUUAGUUCACUCCUGUAUGAUCAGAUACUUUCUAGCUCUGAGCUGUUUGCCCCAUAUGCAGUCAGUUCCAAUUAACCAGGGAAAUUACAUCCACAAUUAAUUCAAAAUCACAAUUAAUCCAGUUCCAGUUAAUAAUACUCAGGAAAGAGGAAUAAUACAUUUUAUAAUUAAUAGAUAAAUGCUGCUAACUACUUACUUGUGUUUUUAAGCAGUUUAAUCUGGUGAAUGCUCAUUCAAUUAUGUGAAUUUAAUCAGUGUUCAAAAUAAAACAAAAAGAACACUGUAAAUAAUGAGGAAUGAACAUCAUUUAAGAAUGAGGAAACUGUAUUAGAAAUAGCAUUAAAGAACAGUAUUCACAAGGUUAGGUUAUUUAGCUAUGACAAUGUAGAGGGGGGGAGGCAUCUGCCUAAUGAUAGGGAUGCUAUCGUAGAAGUGUUUAAGGAAAACUAGCUUAUGUUCAUUUUAGAUAGGAAGGAAAACACAUAUGCAAGCCUAUUUGCGUAGGGCAGAGAUUCCCAACUUGUUUCUUUGUUUCUUGCUUCAAUCUCUUUUAAAAGAAUAGUUUUUUUCAUCGACCCCCUUACAGUUUUCUCUGUUAAUAUAUAAUAGCAUGCAAGAUAAUAAUAAUGAUUGUGCAUAAAUAAAUUGGAUAACAGUUAGACUAAGACUAUGAACAAAAGUUUUGAAAAAAUUCCAAAGUUUAGUCAGCUUAUGUGUUUUGAAUAAGACUUGAUUUAUUUGUAUAAUAAAACCUUAUACAGUCAAAAGUCGUUAAUCCGGACCUCAAAGCUACAUACUGUUCUUUAAUGCUAUUUCUGCGCAUGCCUCAACGUAUUAUGCGUUGACGCAUGCGCAUUUAAUGUAUAAUGGACAGUAUAAGCUAAGCUAAAAUUAUCUAAUUAUCUAUUUCAGUUAAUGUUGCAGAUUGCGUUGUACCUUAAUCUUCAAAUUGGAUCC
Molecule: messenger RNA, 1902 nt
Organism: Stegodyphus dumicola
Lineage: Eukaryota; Metazoa; Arthropoda; Arachnida; Araneae; Eresidae
Product: transcriptional coactivator YAP1-like
Biological process (GO): hippo signaling; positive regulation of transcription by RNA polymerase II
Cellular component (GO): nucleus; cytoplasm
Molecular function (GO): protein binding; transcription coactivator activity
Source: RefSeq, a predicted model, not a curated record